Messenger RNA from Mercenaria mercenaria, 2838 nucleotides. RefSeq lists its product as uncharacterized. Bases 20 to 2365 code for a protein of 781 amino acids. Lineage: Eukaryota; Metazoa; Mollusca; Bivalvia; Venerida; Veneridae. Gene Ontology annotation, molecular function: protein binding. The record is from RefSeq and is a predicted model, not a curated record. The transcript has a single exon.
AGUCGUAAAACAUUGAACAAUGGAUGGAUUUCAGACAAAGCUGAAGAAGUAUCCUUCAAGUUUUGAUGUUUUAGACAAUCUUCCAAAGAGUAAAGAAGGCGUGAAGAAAAUAAACGACAAGUUAGAACUUGAACUGAAGUCCGAAGAAUAUGAUACAGAUAUGCAAUAUCACAGAGCAUGGAAUCUGAUUUCUUUCUUGUGUUUUGUUCUUAAAGACAAUGCGAAAGCUGAAUUGUAUAACGAUAAAGUAUUGAAGAGUGAUCCAAACAACAUGAUUGCUCUCUCAAAUAAAGCGUGGUUCUCCAUCAAAGAAUGCGUCUUUGACCAGUAUAUUACGGAAUAUGACAAGAAACUGGAAGAACUGAAGCAGAACAACUUAAUCCUUUUAGUAGCAAAAGCAGAAGUUGCGUUUACUUAUUCACGCUUGGGUGUUAAAAGAUUUGACAAUGCUAUAUCUUCAUAUAAGGAUGUCAUUGAUGAAUGUGAUAGACUUACAAGAGUAGAAAUGAAAGAAGCAAGUAGAGUACCAGUUGAUUAUAUUUGCGUUUGGUUGUUUGGGUACGCCCUUGCUCAGAAAAGACAGUUGAACUUUAGUACCGCAGUGGACGAAAAUGAACUGGACUUUUCGCCUGAAAGCUACCGACGCGUAAUAGAGCUGUAUUGUCGCAUUAUUGGACUGACAGACUCGAGUGAAUUGGUAAAAAGAUACCGUGCAAGAUCUUACGUCGAUUUAGGUCAAAUUAGAUAUGGCAUAGAAGACAUUUUUCCAAGUGAAACACCCAGGAUUUUUACGGAAAAUCAAAAUCUGCCAAAGCAAGAAGAAGAGUACUUUACGACCGCUUUAGAUAUACUUCCCGAAGAUGUAUACGUACUUGAAAGAAGUGGAAAAUACUUCAGGUAUGCUCGGCAAAUUGAACGUUCCAUACGAAUGCUCACAAAAGCAGUUAAAAUAAAAGGCAGUUCUUAUGCUUAUCAUCAUCUAGCCUCGUCUCUAAGACGGAAACUUGAUAUAGCCGUAGGAAAUGUAUUGCAUCAGCCACUCAGAUCAAAAGGUCAGUAUGCGACAAACAGAACAAGACAAUCAAUAAAGCCUAUAAAAUCACCACUGAAUGCGAAACGAAUCAAUUAUGAGGAAAAUAAAGAGGCAGCUGAUGAGAUACUGCGGUACUUUGACCAAGCUGUUGAAAUAUCCUUAAAUACCGGAGCAAUGUAUGAUAAGGGUCUCUUCUGCCGUCAGCUUGGUAAUCCUGUAAAAGCUCUUGAAAUAUUUGAAUACUUGAUAAAAAACGAAGAAGGAAAUUGUUCACUUGUUGAGAUUGCUAAUGCUUAUGAACAAGCCGGUCUUUGUAUCCGUGAUAUGAUGCGUGAAUGUAUUGAGAAUGAUCAGUAUCAAGUACUGGAACAUAAGAUGAAGAUGUAUUUGAAAAGUUCGAUCGAAAUAUCUUGCAAAAUAGUUGCAAAUAUUCCAUGUCUAAAGAAAUGCUGGAAAUCCGCUCCAACAUUGAUAUCGAUACUACACGGAGAAGCUGACACACAAACAAACUAUGAGGAUCUUCUAUUCCUCUAUGAAAAAUUGAAAAGACACAAAGAUGCGCUCGAAGUUCUCAACGAAUUAGAGAAAUUUGCACACAGUGUGGAUGAAAAUAUUGAAAUACUCCACAAGAAAAUCGAAACGUACCUAAUACUAGAGAGAUACGAUGACGCAGUACUUGCUUUAGAUAUGGUAAUUUUGCUGCCGAAGGGACUUGAUAAGAUAGGUAAGAGAUUGUGUCAGCAAGUUUACGUCGAAGCAGGAAUGGAUGCUCUGAAAAACGGGAAUGACGGGAUAGCACGGGCUCGUAUUCAUAGUUCAUUUAAACUAAUGACUAGAAACAACAGCGAUGAAACACAUUCCUCUCCUGAUGAUGGAUCAGACGACGAAAAGUACGAUCUGCUCAUACUGAGUAAUAUCGAUGAGGAAGAUAAAGGGAGACAAUUGCUGAGUAUCAUGAACCAAAUCGGACUCCAUACAACACUGAACAUAGAUAGCGAGCUCCCUGGUACCCCGAUCCUUACUGGGAUCAUAUCUGUCAUGAAAAAGUGUGAGCAUUUUGUGACGGUAUUUGAUUUUGAUGACGGAGAAAGCGUCGCACGCAAAAUGCAGUAUUUUACACAACUACUGCAAACAAUAGUGGAAGGGAGGAAAAGGGGAUCAAGUAAUAGAAUACUGAUAAAAGCAGUUCCCUGUGAUAAAGUCCCUGAUAUUUAUUUUGGAUACAAAGUAAUCGACAUGGAUUUCAGUACCGUCCAUGCAGACUUUACUAAAAGUGUCCAUGUUUGUGAAACUGUAAAAGAGUUAUUGCUGGCCUUAACGUUCAGUUCGUAAACAGUGACUCAGAUAUAUGUACAGCUGUUUCUGAUAGGACACUACACAGGACGGGUGAUCACGUGACUUUUGUUUAUGAUUACAUUGUGUCCACAUUAAUGGCUCCCCUAUGGACUUGAAGAUGUUUUUUUUUUGUAUUUUUUUCUGCAUUUUUUUUCAUCGUAUUUGAAUAUAUUUUACCGAUCAUGUCCCAGCCAACAACUUUCCGGUUCCAACGAUGUUAUUUUGCUAUGUGAGUGUUGCCCUUUUUUCCAUUUACCCUGCAGAGAUUUUCGAAGCGGUGAUUUUUCUCUUGAAAUAGUUUGGUCACAUUGAGUCCAAAAUUAAAAAAAACCCCAACACAUUUAAUGCAUUUUAAUAGGUUUGUUGUUGGUAGAAAACGACCGAAAUGCACCGCAAUCGUGUAUUUUGCUUCACAUGCAACUUCUACGUGUUUUCUACAAUGUUCCAGGGAUUCAUGUCUGAAUGGUCAC